Oryzias latipes (Japanese medaka) is the source of this 4176-nucleotide messenger RNA. RefSeq names its product timeless circadian clock (gene timeless). Gene Ontology annotation, molecular function: DNA binding. Gene Ontology annotation, biological process: replication fork arrest; DNA repair; DNA replication checkpoint signaling. Gene Ontology annotation, cellular component: replication fork protection complex. NCBI's taxonomy places the organism in Eukaryota, Metazoa, Chordata, Actinopteri, Beloniformes, Adrianichthyidae. The record is from RefSeq and is a predicted model, not a curated record.
CUAUUACAGGAAAUGACGACGAUCUACAUCCGCUUUCUCGUUUCUCGCUCAGUGUUUUGGCGCGUGUUGUGAUGUUCAUUUUUUUGAUUGUUUACACAGCUGGUUGAAGGUCAUCAGAUCUGAUCAAGAUGAAUUGUGAAAUUUUGGCUACCUGUAGUGCGCUUGGUUACCUGGAAGGAGACAAUUAUCACAAGGAAACCGAUUGUUUGGAGAGUGUCAAAGAUCUGAUCCGGUAUUUGCGACAUGAAGACGACUCCCGUGACGUCCGGCGGCAGUUGGGGGCUAGCCAGAUACUUCAGAAUGACCUCCUCCCUCUUAUUGUUCAGUUUAGACAAGACAAAACCUUAUUUGAUGCAUGCAUCAGGCUCAUGGUCAACCUGACUCAGCCGGCUGUGUUGUGUUUUGGAAAAGUUCCAGAUGAUCCAGUUUUCACUCAUCACUUCAUGGAAGUGACUUCGCAUUUACAAGCUUAUAAAGAGGCAUUUGCCAGCGAAAGAGUGUUUGGGAUUUUAAGUGAGACGUUGUACAACUUUCUGCAGCUUGACUGGGAGCAGAGACAGGAGGAAGAUAACCUUCUGAUUGAGAGGAUUUUGCUUUUAGUCAGGAAUAUACUUCAUGUACCUGCAGACCCGUGUGAAGAGAAGAAGGUGGAUGAUGAUGCCAGCAUUCAUGACAAGGUGCUGUGGGCCAUUCACAUGAGCGGAUUUGAUGACCUGGUCAAGUUCCUGGCGUCGGCCCAGAGCGAGCAGCAGUGGAGCAUGCACGUGUUGGAGAUAAUAUCCCUCAUGUUCAGAGAUCAGACGGCGGAGCUCCUGGUAAGCGCCGGCCAUUCCCGUUCAGCAGAAGAGAAGCAGAGAGAUCUUCAGGAACUGGAGGCGCUGCGGCAGAAGGAGAACGCAGAGAAACGUUCGAGGACGUUACAGAGAGGAACCAGACACUCGCGCUUCGGUGGCUGCUUUGUUGUCCAGGGCCUCAAGGCGAUCGGGGACAAAGAUGUUAUUUACCACAGAAGGCUUCACAAAUUUAAAAGUUACACUCAUGACGAAGGCAAAGCAGUGAGGCGUGUUCCCAAGAGAAAUCAGAGAGCCUCUGAGUGUAAGGAGCAACGCCGUUCCGCCUUAAACGUUCGGCUCUUCCUGCGUGAGUUUUGUGUGGAUUUCUUGGAGAACUGCUACAAUCGGCUCAUGUAUCUCGUCAAGGAGAACCUGAUCCGAGAACAGAGCCAGCAGCACGAUGAGACCUAUUACCUGUGGGCGCUCAGCUUCUUCAUGGCUUUCAACCGCGGCAACAACUUCCGCGCUGACUUGGUUUCUGAGACCAUGUCCAUCCGCGCUUUUCAUUUCAUUGAACGCAACAUCACCAACUACUAUGAGAUGCUGCUAACGGACCGCAAGGAGGCCACUUCCUGGUCUCGCAGGAUGCAUUUGGCAUUAAAGGCAUAUCAAGAACUUCUGCUGACUGUCAACGAGAUGGACCGCUCACAUGACGAAGGCAUCCGGCAGAGUUCCAAUGUUCUAAAAAGUAACAUUUUCUACAUGAUGGAGUUCAGGGAGAUCUUCCUGACCUUGCUGAGAAAAUACGAUGAAACUAAGCAGCCUGGGACGUACCUCAAAGACCUGGUAGAGACCACACAUCUCUUUCUGCGCAUGUUGGAGCGAUUCUGCAAAGGACGGAAAAACUUGGUUGUGCAGAGGAAGCGAGUGAAGCGGAAGAAGUCUCACAAUAGAAAGAAGCAGUCGGUUGCAGAAACGAGUCCAGAAGCUCUUGCUGAGACCUGGAAGAUUGUGGAGGAAGAGCUGAGGGCUUCGGGGUUUCAGCUGUCAGAGUCCCUCACUGGAAGCAUCAUACCUUUCGACGCCACGUCUAAAAUUCCCCUCGAGGAGCAGCGAAUCGAGGCCAUGGUCCGUGUGCAAGAUGCCCUUCUGGCUCACACGGGACCAGAAGCUCUGGCGCUGCUGCGAGCUGCCAGGGAGGUGUGGCCUGACGGUAAUGUGUUUGGUUCCCCCGAUGUUGAGCCAGAAGAAGAACUUGAACUUCUUAAGGAAAUCCUUCAUGCCAAUCUGCCAAGAUCAACCGCUGAGACUUUGGUUGAGGAGGAAGACGAUGGAAUUGAGUUUGAAGAGGAAGAGCUGGAGUCAAUCCAAGUUUCGGAAACAGAGUUCAACUUUAAAGAUUUUAUCAAGAAGUUUGCUAACCCCAGCAUCGUGCGCCCUUACAUCCUCAUGUUAAGAACCUACUCCAAGAACACGCCUCACACCAACCACUGCGUUGUUCGGAUGCUUCAUCGCCUGGCGGUUGACCUGAAAAUGGACGCUCUGCUUUUCCAGCUGUCCGUCUUUCACCUUUUCAACAAAAUCCUGAGCGACCCCGCUGCUGAGGCCUACAAGGAAUUGGUGACCUUUGCCAAGUUCGUAGUGAACCGAUUCUUUUCCGUGGCUGCACAAAACAACAAAGCUUUUGUUGAACUGCUCUUCUGGAAAAAUGUGGGGGCUGUUCGCGAGAUGACCGAAGGCUACAGCAAAGAUGGGGAGGGAAAGAAACCGGCAUGGAGCGAGGAGGAGGAAGAGGAGCUGCGCAAGCUCUACAUGGAGCAUCGCGAUUCCGAUGUACCAGACAUAGUGGAGACCCUGCUGCCUUUACUGAGCAACAGCAGCCGCACCCGGAGGCAGGUGGUGACCCAACUAGUGCGCAUGGGUCUUGUGGACAACGCUAAAGAGCUGAAGAAACAGAAGAAAGGUACUGGAAUAGUUCUGUGGACAGAGGAUCAAGAGGAAGAGCUGCAGAUGCUUUUUGAAGAAUUCAAAGACUCUGAAGAUGUGCUGGGGAACAUCAUGAAGAAACUGACAGCCAAGCGUUCUCGUGCACGUGUGGUGGACAAGCUGCUCAGCAUGGGCCUGGUGUCUGAGAGACGAGAGCUGUACAAGAGGAGAAGACGCAGAGCUCCGGGGAAGAGCUCUGGAGCCGGAAUGACAGAGGAGGAGUUCUUAUCUGGACUCAAACAAGAUGACUCUGUGGACGGACAUUACGAUGAUGAGGAGGAUGAUGAUGAAUCUGGAGACAGUGAGGAGGAUGAAGAGCAGGAGCGUGAAAAUUCGCAAAACGUUGGAAAAAGGAGUCAGAGCUCCCAUGUCAGAGUGGCUGGAAGAGCAGACGUAGGUGCCAUCGUGAACUCUUUAGUGCAGGAAGGCAUGUCUGGACCUUUGAUGUGGAUACAGAAUUGCCUGAAUAAAACAGCAAACGAUCGGGAGGAUGACGGCUUGUCCCAGCCUGUUCCUCUUGUCCCGCUGGCCGAGGAAAACGAAGAAGCGAUGGAGAACAAGACCUUCUUGAAGCUUCUGGGCAAACUGGGAAUGCGAGCGCCCGCAAAUGAACAAGAGAGCUUCUGGAGGAUCUCGGAGAAAAUGAGUCCACUUCAGCUCCGGAGUGCAGCUGCAGCUUUAACUCCAGGAGAGGGCAAAGCAGAAAGCUCAGAGGAACUAGACGGAUCCAACGGCCCAGCAGAAGGAGCCGGAGAUGAGAGAGGCGCCUCAGGAGAGCAGAGAGCUCAGGCUCUGAGGGCUCUGCUGCUCGCACGGAAGAGAAAAAACCCCACCAAGGACUCAGAUGCUGCAUCAGAUGCAAAUUCUGAUGAAGACUCAAUCAGCUUAACUAAGAGCAGAUCCCAGGAGGAGAAGACCUCGACUAAAAGAAGCAGAAGGGGACUUUCAGAUGAUGAGGAGAUGGAAAAUGAGCUGGACUCCAGCACCACAGUGAACAUGGACGUGGAUGCAGGAGCAGAUUCAGACGGGGAGGAUAUUUCUGCUCCUGUUAAACGACGGCGGAAAAUGGUCUUGAUAGAUGACGAAGAAGAAGAGGAGGAUUAGUGAUGGUCUUUAAUGGACUGCGUAGAGUCUCAUCUCUCAUGUCUUCUGUGGCACAAAGCUUUCUGGAAUCAGAGUGGGAUCAUUUAGUACCAAAAACCUAAAGUAAUAAGUUCUUUUGAUGUUUUUAUUUUUACUUACCAGUUUAUUCUGUUGUGCAGAUUGUUGUUUGUUCGUGUCACUUCAAUAUAAUGUUGAGAAAAUGUUGCAUUUGGUGUACACUCACUUUUCUAUAGGUAAAGUGCUUUUAUUGUUGCAUUCUAAAGUUCAAUCUCCUAUUUGUAUGCUCACCAAUAAAAUAUCAGUUAACAGCAGA